Messenger RNA from Lactuca saligna, 676 nucleotides. The record is from the annotation of a GenBank genome assembly. NCBI's taxonomy places the organism in Eukaryota, Viridiplantae, Streptophyta, Magnoliopsida, Asterales, Asteraceae.
AAAAUAAUAAGCUGAGUAUAACAAAAUCCAUAGAGACGUGAUGAAGUCUACAACAGUCGCCAAUGAAAAUCCAAAACCCUUUGCCAAUUCGAUGCAAUCGAAUGUGGGAAUGAAUGUCGACGGCGACGGCGACGGCGACCACGAAGUAGUCCAAUAGUUUUUAAUUGGUAGUAGAAUGUUCAGAACUCCGACAACUAGUGUUGGCGGCAACGGCGGUGGUAUCCCGUUAACUACCACCUCCUCCUCUCAAUCACCAAACCCGUCGGGCACUGGUGAUCAAAGUCACCAUCGGUCUGCUGCUUCGAGAGCUAUCCAGUUUCACCCGGCCAAACCCGCCAUCAUCGACCUAUUCAACCUGUAUCUCGGUAGAAAUGGCCGCCAUAAGUCAGACGAUUCGAUCCGAGAACCUCCGAACAAGACACAAAAGCGAGUUAUUGCCCUCAAUAGAGACAUCCACAUUCCUCCAUGCGAUGGGCAGUUUCUUUUAGACUUUGAGCAACUUCAGACUCAGUUUCCUGGUCAAGAACAACUGCGUGCUGUGUUGGAGUCUGUGUUUGUAUCUAUGGUCAUCCAGUGUAGUGGUCAUGCACCAAGAUCAGAGUUUCUUCUUUUUGCUUUGCGUAGUUUGUACAGUAUUGGUUCGUGGAAUUGGAUCUCCAUCUCAAUCAGCAAAUGA